This is a messenger RNA of Strigops habroptila (Kakapo), 5101 nucleotides long. RefSeq names its product claudin 16 (gene CLDN16). Gene Ontology annotation, molecular function: structural molecule activity. The transcript is spliced from 5 exons. The record is from RefSeq and is a predicted model, not a curated record. NCBI's taxonomy places the organism in Eukaryota, Metazoa, Chordata, Aves, Psittaciformes, Psittacidae. Gene Ontology annotation, biological process: bicellular tight junction assembly; cell adhesion. Bases 166 to 879 code for a protein of 237 amino acids. Gene Ontology annotation, cellular component: plasma membrane; bicellular tight junction.
ACUAACGGAUGGCAUCUGCAGAAGUGACAAGUUCUGGCUGUUCGCGGCCACUGGAAGAGGGUGGCAGUGACCUGGGACAGUAAGGCUCUGCCUCUGCCUCAGCUGUAAGAGCAAGCGCUGGGCACCAUUUUUCUCACCCCCUGGAUGUCCUGAGCACCUGCUGGCAUGAGGUUUUUCCUCCAGUAUGUGGGCUGUUUUUUUGCUUUCUUGUCUACUGGGUUUUUGAUAGCAUCUACCUGGACAGACUGCUGGAUGGUGAACGCUGAUGAUUCCCUGGAGGUGAGUACAAAAUGCCGUGGCCUGUGGUGGGAAUGUGUCACAAACGUUUUUGAUGGGAUCCAAACUUGUGAUGAGUACGACUCUAUCUUCGCCGAGCACCCUGUGAAGCUGGUGCUGACCCGAGCCAUGAUGAUCACAGCAGAUAUCCUGGCAGGGUUUGGAUUUCUCUUCCUUGUCCUGGGACUGGACUGCGUGAAAUUCCUUCCUGAUGAGCCACUCAUGAAGCUGCGCAUCUGCCUGGUGUCUGGAGUUAUGUUGCUCAUUGCAGGUCUCCCAGGCAUUACUGGCUCGGUGUGGUACGCCAUUGAUGUCUACGUGGAACGCUCCUCUCUGGUCUUCCACAACGUGUUUCUGGGCAUCCAGUACAAGUUUGGCUGGUCAUGCUGGCUCGGCAUGGCAGGGUCACUCGGCUGUUUCUUAUCUGGGGCCCUGCUCACCUGCUGCAUGUAUCUUUUCAGAGAGACCAGCUCUGGAAGACUCCACUCUGCUUACUCCUUGAGGAAAGGCUAUUCCUCAGCUGGGACAAUUGUAACAAAUGUGCAUUUGCCAUCCUCGCAAACAGCUACUGCCAAAAUGUAUGCAGUUGACACAAGAGUAUGAGGAGGAGGUAAGCACUCCAGAACAAGCUCUACUUGUACUUGUAUGGCUUGCACAGAGACCCAAGCUCCCGGUUGUCAUACAGAUGUGAAGUUAAAUUUUAAGGAUGUACUGUAUCCUAUAGUUUUUGCAUUAUGAGAGCUUCGGAAAAAAUUUCCUUCAAGAAAGUAAUCUCUGAGAAGAUCUUGUUUUAGGGAAUCCGUUGUCUUGAGUGCCAAGGCCACUUGCAUAAGCAUGGACUGAAAUAACCAACACAAAGUCUUUCAGCAUUUGCCUCAACAGUAUCAACAUGAGCAAGAUAAAUCAGCUGCUCCUGGAUCAGAUGCCAGUGUUCUGCAUGGAGAUCCCCAAACUGUAAGAUGGAUCUGUUCCAUGUCUGCAAUGUGUCAACAGACUGUGCAAAGCAGAAAAUACAAGCGAAGAGAGGGAUUGAUCGUCCAGCCAAUAUCUGGACCCUGUGUACCCAGCAUAGGGAUCUGCUCCUCUUAAAGGUAGCUGGAGAGUUCAGCAGAAGGUAAAGAGCUGUGUUAAAUGCCUGGCCCUCUCUUUGGUCUGUGAACCUCUGCACUGAGGAAACAUUGUAAAUUCAGGUGCAAAAUACAGUCCUUCUCAGUAAUUGUUAAAAUGUACAUUAUAGAUGCUCUAGACUCACUGAGAUCUGGAAAUUGCCAGCUUCUUUCUGCUUAGUGAAAAUUUUACCUGGAGAAAGUGAGUGAAGAUGCAAGAUCUGAUGUUGUCCAUGACAAUAUGUCUAUACCAGCUAGAAACUAGGAUAAAUGGUAGUAAAACCUACUGUCUCUUUGUAUCAACAGAUAUUUAAACCUAGUUCAGGACUGCUGUCCCCUGCCGCAACCCAGGCUGCCAUUGGCUGGAUGAGGCUAGAGCACCAGCAAUGUCUUCACUAGGGUGGGUGAAAAAACCCUAGUGCAGUUUAACAUGUUCCCUAAGGAUGGAUGCAAAAGUUCUUCCAUGCCUUUAACAAAAAGAGAACCUGAGACACAAUUUUCUUAGGGUUGGUAGGAACUGCCCAAAUCCAGUCCUUCCUACCAUGGGCACCACAUCAUAUAGUCAUGGGCACCACAUCAUAUAGUCAUGGGCAGCAGGGGCUGGGAAAGGCUCUCAGCACAGAGAUAUACCUGCUCAGGGUCAGUGGAGAAACAACAGUGGAGUCUCAGGAGGGUGUGCACAGCCAUGGGUACUGAGGCACCACCAGAGGUAGGCUUCCUCCACUGGCUGCUUGGUGGGGAGACUGGAGGGAGAAACUCCUUUUCUCCCCCCAGGCAAUUUGAAGUGAAGCCUUAUGUUAUGAGGGAGAUGGGAUGGCUGUGGAUGGAGUGGGCUGUGUGCCAGACAACACCUCUGAUAGCACCUACAAUGGAAGAUGAGGGGUUGAGUCCUCUCACAGGUUAUCCUGGAAGCAGCAUCUUGUGCUGCAACACAGAACUGACCAGCAAUGUUAAAACAUAAACCAAUCCUGACAUGGCUCCUAAUCGAAUAACACUCAGGCCCUGGGACAGAUGGGACAACAGCAGGUCCAUAUGGCUUUGCUGUGGGCUCAAGCACCUCCACAAGUCUGAGACCAUAAUGAAACCGUCUCAGCAAGAGCCCUCAUGGCAGCACUGCUGCCCAGGCAAGGGAGGCUUCAUGCCUGCAGGGUUCAUGCUGCUUUGGUUGGCAGACAUUUAUGUUAGCCAAACUGAAAGCAACUUGUUGCCAACAGAUGAUCCAUAUUGAACAGAUGUAAACACAGUAGGAAAAGUGACGGGGGCUUUUUUACAAAGUCCUGAGAGACAAAGAGUACAGGAGUUAUAAGCGAUGUAAUGAAUUCAUGGAUUAUACCAAGAACUCUCAAAGAGAUCUGGAGGUGAUAGAAAUUUCUGCCUGUUACUGCAGGAAGCUGCAUCCAAAGGUUUUUUCUUCUUUAACUUUUUCAGUGACGUUAGAACCAUGUAUUUGCUGUCGGGUUUUGGGGGCAGAAGAGCUGGUGCUGGUAAGCUGUGCUGGAGCAGGCAAGCUCUGUGGAUGCUUUUGAGUCUGGUUCCUAGGCUGUGGCCCUGCUCCCCUGCUCCUUCAGGGAUACGCUGAGAAGGAGAGAGAGGGUGAACCCAUUGCAGAGGCAGAGCUGUGCUCAGCACCUGCUCCACUGCUCGCUUGCAGUGUUCCUCCCCAGAGAGGCAAAUGUUCUCUUAACCUCCUCAAGGCAGGAGAGAGGCAGCAAUGCCGGAGACUGCCCCAGCCCAACUCACCCAGUGCAGAGAUACUCAUCAGGAGGAGGGACUGAGCAAAGACAUCAUACUUGGACCAAAAUCCUGGAUCAAAUCCUUCCCAUUCUAUGCAACCAGCACAUUAAUCCUCCCCACUAACACUCAGGGACAGCUUCUUAGUUUCUGUUUUCUAUAGCUUUUUCAGAGGCAUGAAGAUUAUCUCUUGCUGGGAAGAUUUAUUUCUCAUUUAGCAGAUGAAAAGUAGUCUGGGAUCACCUGCUAAUCAUAGAAUCAUAGAAUGAUUUGCCUUGUAAGGGACCUUAAAGAUCAUCUAGUUAUGCGAAUGUAAUUGAAGAUCUCAGACCACUGAUUUCUCCUGUUCUUUUUCUCCAGUAUGCUGUAGUUGAGGAGACUUCUGAGGCUUUAUCCUAAAGGUAUUCAGCUUGUUUUAAGGUGGUGGGAACUGUUUUGUGACUUGCAACACUUGGAUCACACCAAGCUCUUGCUCAGUAGGCACUUCGGGCUCAGGGGUGAAUAUAAAGGACUGGUCUCAUUAAUCCCUCCAGCUCUGUGAUCCUCCUGGGGCUACAAAAAUAGGGCACAUACAUACCCCAAAUACUACCUUAACUCAGGGUCCAUCAUCCUCAAAUACACUUUGCAUAUGAAGAAUAUUCUUCAUAUACAAAUAUUCUUCGCAUACAAAGAACGUUGCAUAAACAUUUGUGAUCCUUUCUAUUCUACAGAAUCUAUGUAGAGUAAGGGUUAAUUCUUUAACCAUACUUCUGCUUUAUCCACACUCUAUGAUAGCUUUUGAGGAUCUAUCUCCUGCACAAGAGGACUAGGGAAAGGUCACAGCAACCCUUAGGUUUUCCAGGUUAAUGUUUUGUAACAACCAGUCCAAUGAUGCAUUGCUUCAUUAUUCACAUCCUGCUGACAGUCUAUCUGAUGUUUUGAUCAGUUGUUAAUAUUUAAUUGUUAAUCCACUGAUUUAGUUCUGACUCUGAUUUCAUGACUGCAGUAUUUACUCCUCAUUAGCUCAUUACCAUGCCAUAAUGCAGAUCUAUUUUAGUUUGGUUGUUUAUUCAUUAGCAAGAAACCUCCGAGAAAGCACACAGGACUUAUUUUUGUUUCAAAAUCACAAACUAAAGACGCUGCAGGUGCACUCAGAUAUUAAGGUAUUUCCUUAGUACCUACCUACAUCCUAUUCAGAAGCAGUUCACUUAGAAUUAGAAUAGGCUGACUUUGCCUUCUGAUGGCCAUUGAUGGUUCACCAAAGCUCUUUGCUCAGUUGCAAUUUCCAGCUGAGGCCCAGCAUUUAAUCCUUCAGUGCCAGCACCUUUUAGGCUUCUCCAAAUUUUCACUAACUUCCAAGGAGUAUUUUUCUACAUUUGGGCACCUCAGUCUCGUUGCUUCCUUUCCCAGGGUAUAGGCAGGGUCAGGUACUUAGCUGAGAGCUGGGAUUCCCAAGUUUCCUCCCUGAUGUAUCUGCCCCGUGGUGACUCCUUGAACUUGGGGCUCCUUAUUGCCCUUGCCACUGACAGCACAGAUUGGUGCAGUCUGCCAGAGAUCUGCUUGGUUGCAGGUUAUGGAAAAGAGCAAAGUCUUGUAGGUAAGCUUUUUCUAAGUUGAUUUCAUUUUGUACAGAUACGUAUUGAUUUCCCAUUUUGAUAUACACAAGUGAGAGAGAUAAUAAAACAAUAUCUGCAAGAGCUGUCCUUUUCUGCAUGCAAUAUUUGUCCUCUCAAUACCUUAAUCAGCCUUGUUUAUAAGGGCUCUUCGUAACUCUGCCUGUAAUUAGGACUCACUCUGACCUUGUGAACUAGGCUGUCUCCUACUGCAGCUGCAUGAACAUUUCCCAACAUACAGAUUUCUCACCUUUUCAUGCACAUUGCAAUAUGGCUUAGUUCUGAAUUCAGUAGAUCUGAACAAUUAUUUUCAGUAGAUAAGAAUGCUACUCGAGAAUUCUGUUUUUCUUACAUAUUGUAACAUUAGUGAGAUAUAAUAAAUGCAGCUGCCUUUGA